Molecule: messenger RNA, 736 nt
Organism: Labrus bergylta (ballan wrasse)
Lineage: Eukaryota; Metazoa; Chordata; Actinopteri; Labriformes; Labridae
Source: RefSeq, a predicted model, not a curated record
GUCAGCAGCUCGGUAGUUGUGUUUCCUGUUUCUGGAGCUUUCUGGAGGCGCACUUUAAAUGCAUCCGUCCCGGUGACGGCUUCUACACGACCACAGCAGGAGACGCCACAGACAUGAUUGGGCAGGAAAAUGGGAAGAGCCGCCUGCAGCAGGCCCAGGACGAUGUGGAGGAGGUGAAGGGCAUCAUGCUGGACAACAUGAACAAGGCAGAUGAGAGAGGUGACAAACUGAACGACCUGGAGGACAGAGCUGACGAGCUGCUGGAAAAGAGUAAAACUUUUGAAAAGACUACGCGUAAGCUGAAGCAAAAGUAUAAAGGGACAAGGAAACUGGUGUUCAUCAGUGUCGGAGUGGUCGCUGCACUCAUCAUUAUCGGACUCAUAAUCUUUGCCAUUGUUUAAAAAUUAAGUUGAAUAUUUUCAACCAAACAUCAUUGUGCUGCUCACUUUCUACUUCUUUAUCGUAUGGAUCGGAUCUCAAACAAGGCCACCACUCAAAGGAAGAAGUCACAGAAUCCAUUCCCCUGCCUCGGUUGCUGGUUCGGUUUGACUCAACUGUCUGAAGACGAUGGAGGAGAAAACACUUUCAGUUCAUCUCGUGUAAAUAUUUGCAGCCUGAUGUAGUUUCAAAUCAGAAACAAUUACCUGAUGUUCUGUCUCAUCCAAUCUCUCUGCCUCUAAUAAAAUAAACUCCAAAUUGUCUGCAUCAUUAAAGUGUCUGUGAAGCUGGAGUAAAA